Lymnaea stagnalis (great pond snail) is the source of this 6962-nucleotide messenger RNA. The record is from the annotation of a GenBank genome assembly. NCBI's taxonomy places the organism in Eukaryota, Metazoa, Mollusca, Gastropoda, Lymnaeidae.
AUGUCUAUGGAACAAAAUGGCAACCAGAAUAUGGCCACAUCCAUUUUCUGUAGAAAUGGCUGUGGCUUUUAUGCAGCCCAGGCAUUUGAUGGGAUGUGCUCCAAAUGUUACAAGGAUUUAAAACAGCUCCAGCAGAAUGAGUCACCCGUAACAGCUGUCCAGUCACCAGCAGCCACACCGUCUGUCAGUAGAUCUUCUGUGCUGGGUGGUGGUGAUGAGAACGAUGUUGACGCAGUGGCCGCUGCCCUGAGUAAAACUUCCUUAGGAGGUAGGUUCUUCUUUAAUGUUUAAUUUUUCAGUCUGUAUUGGUGAACAUAUGUAAAAUAGAAGCAUUACCUCUUUCCUGGGUAAAAUAUUCAUUAUGCCUUCUGGAACAGGGUUCUUAACCUUUACUAUAGUCUGGCAUCUCAAUCUAAGGGUCCAGAUCAUGUGAACUAUUGGGAACAACUGAAGCUUGCAUGUACAAAAUCAGAAGAUGGAACAAGAAGAAAAUGUAUUUUGACUAAAUAUUUUUCUAAUAAUAGCUUACCAGAAGUUGACCAUUUCAGACUCAAGUCACACAAUAAGACUGGAUUACUUACAAUUUGGUUUCGUUAUAUACCAUUAUAUGGUUUUGCAAAGUUAUCUGUUUUAAGAUUUGGCUCAUUAGAUGAACAAGGAAAGAUGCUAGCAAUGAGCAAAGCCUCUCGUGUUAACGAUAUUAAAUUUAAUUAUAACUACAAUAUUUAUGUUAAAGAAUACAAAAUGUGACACAGCAAGUGAAAAAAUAUAAUCAUCGAAAGAUAGAAAUAUUGAUAUAUACACACACAAAGAGUAGCUCUCAUAAGUAUAUUAAGUCUUGUAAUUGUCUAGGAAAGCUAGCUAAAAUCUCUUCCGGUUGGGAAAGCUGCCGGUUUAUUUAUGGGGAGGGAGUUAGAACCCUCCAGAAAAGAAAAGAAAUUCACUCAAUAGUAUUCUUUAGAACAAAUUAGAAAGUUAAAAAAAAAAAUACGAUCAAGGGACGGGUGUGUAAUGGUACAGUGCUAGUCAUUAAAUCGGUGAUGUCAGUAGAAAAAAGGAAGGGUGGGAAUGGUGGAUGCCACAGCCAACAUGAAGAAAAAUAGGUAAACACACCAGCUAUUCUCAUCAUGUUGAAAUGUUAAGCUAUGCAAUCUGUUUUCACCAUACCCUACAAAGCUUACCACAAGUAACAAUGUUAAAAUGUUUGUUGAUUUACUAUUAACUGGUAAAUAUUGUUUGAAGCUAAUUUUUUAUGUUUGGAUUAUUUUUCUCGCUAUAAUUUCAUUAAUUUAAAAAAUAUAAUUAAGUAUUCAGACUUUAGAAUUGUAGCCACAUUCAAUUUUCAUUUCCCUUGUAGUUGUUACGUUUUUUUAAAUUUGAUAUUCUAAUGUAGUAAGUAUAAUCAUGCCUUUCUGCUAUUUGUAGAAAUGAAUGUGAACACUUCCAGCAACUCUAACAGUGAUAAAUUCUCCGAGAAGCUAGCUGAGAAACUUGGGGCUGCCGGGGGUUCUGCCAUUGAAACAGCCAGUCCCACAGUGGCAUCAGCCAAAGCUUCAUGUAGUGAUACGAAAGAUGAGGAUGCUGGUUCUCCAGACGGUACAAACUCUUAUCUAGCUCAAAUAUGUGCCUAAUUCCCAGAACCACACACGGUUUUGGACCUAACUCUCUCUUAUAACUUCAUAAAAUUGUGAAGAUGAUGGGAUUUUAAUCAUGUCAACACUUUAUAUCCAUAGGGCAUAUAGUAACAAUUCCCUUCAUAAUCAACCAAGAAUUGUCACUCUUUAAAACUACGACCCAAUUCAUAUCUGAGUUAGUUUUUUAAUAACAAAUUGCAAUUGUUUGGUGUAUGCAAUAUAAAAUUUUGAUCAAAAUGAGACUUAAAGUAAACUAUUUUCAUUCUAAGGUUGUGGUUUAUCCAUUGUUAACUAGUUAGAAUGCCUGCCCAGCAAAGGAAUAUUUCUUUUUUGCUGUUAUGUAGAUGAUGUCAUGUUGAUGUAGGGUAAAAAAUCGGUCCCGUCACUCGGCGUCAUGUGGAUAUCAAGUGUUCACCAUGCCCUUUGUUUCCAAUCUAUUUUAAUAUUGUUUUAAGACCUUGGUGAAUUCUAUUCACAGUUUUAAAGUGUUUAUUCUAUAAGCCUAGAUUUCAAUUGGUAGUUUUUUUCAUAAUUUUUGUUUAACUGACUACUGCCUAACCUGGUUAAAGGAAAUAUUGCCUUCCUACCUAAGCAAAGGAACAUAACUCCAUUUUAGAAUGUACCUGUAUGUUAUUCUUUAAAAAAAACAAAACAAUAUCAUUGUGUAUUUUUACACUUUUAUUAAAAAUAAACAUGAAUGAAAUAUUAUAUUCACAAUGUAGAAUAGGCUAUUUAGGGAAAAAUCUUUUAAUUAUAUCUGAAGUUGACUGAAAUAUGAUCUAAGCUUUCUUGUCUAGUAAACUUAGUUUAGUAGCCUGUCGCAAAUGACCUUGAAAGGUCAUGACAAAUUUUGAAUGUUUGUAACUUUCAGGAAAGAAGAUAAAAACAUACAGAUUUCUUUAAAAAAAAUAAUAACUUCAUUUGUGACAUCAGCAUUAAAUUUUAGUAGAGGAAUGUAUGGUAGGCAGCCAGAAAGAGCAUCAUAUUUUACUAUCGUCCCGGCUGAGGCUGUUAAGAACCAUUAGUGUUUUACAUCUUUUUAUUUUAAAAAUGGUAUGUGAAAGUCUGAAUAACAACAAAAGACAGUGCUCAGUGAAUUAUAGGUGUAAAUAUUAUAAUGUUUUAUUUUACCUUCUCAAAAUGGAUUUAUAUAUUAUUGACUUUUGUGUGUUCAGGUGACAGCAUCAGUGAAGCAGAUAAGAGUAAGCGACCCAAAAAGAAUCGUUGCAUGGAAUGUCGGAAAAAAGUUGGACUCACAGGUUAGUAGUUGGAAUAAGGUUAUUUCUCCAAUGAACAAAUAAGCAUUUUACUAAUUUUAAAUCACUGAAAUGGUUUUAAAAUUUCCCAUUUUUCAUCAUGGACUUAGGCUCUUUAAAAAAUUUUUCGGGAUAGAGCAGGCAUGAAAUCAACAGGGGAAGAUAAGAUUGAAAUGUUCUAAACUAUGCUUACUUGAUUCCCAGUGUCUUGAAUAACAAUUAAACUUGUUUAUUUUAAACAUUUGCUUAUCUGGUGAUGCUAUAUACAGUUAAGUGCUAUGUUUUUUCUACUGGUAUAUCUUAACAGACCUGUUAACUCUUACAAUUUUGGAGUACAAUCUACGAUUUUGAGGUUUUAUUACGAAUGCCAAAACCUGUUGAGACUACGAUUUCAAAAUUGGGUUGAAAAUUUUAUAUUGUGGUAGUUUUUGCGAUUAAAUUAAACUAAAAAUACAUUUUCAGUUGUUAGUUUUUAUUUGUUAGCCUUCUUUCUAUAUCAAGCAGAGAUGGAUCGAAGAAUACGAUUGGUUGGGGACGUAAAGUUAUUAAUUUUGCCCUGAGAGGGGAAUGGAGUGGUGUUGAUUUAGGUUUUGUGUGUCGGGGGGAGUAGAGUCCAAAUAUUUAAGUCUAAAAAUGAACACUGUGCGUAUGUAGGAGGGGGUUCCUCAGCAUAAAAGUACAUAUGUUAUUAAAUUUUCGUAAAAUUUUCAUCCUAAAACUCGGAAAGUCCAAAAAUAACAUAUUUAUAUCUCGAAUGCUGUAAAAAUAUCGCACAAUCUUUUGUAGGAAUUAUUCUCAUAAUAUCGUUAAUGUUGCCAUGUAUUUGUAUAAAUCAGGGGUCACCGCGGGCCAGAUAAAGGACAAAAUAAGGCUGUAUAAUCAUUUUCUCCAAUACUUCCAAGGCAGACCCAAAGCCAGAAAAAUUACGAAAAACUAAGUUAGUAUUCCAUGUUAAUCAUGGGUGAGUGGCGUCCAAUGCGCAAAAUACACGAUAACAAACAUAUUUAUUUACUAUAAAAGUUAUCAAAGAAGGCAACAUUAGAUAGUUACAUUAGACCUAGUGUGCACAUAUUUGAAUCUCUAUAACGAAGCAGCAAAAAGGAAGUAGAUGAGAUUUUGAAACUGGUGUCUGGGUUUCGAGAUAUCAUCAAUAUUUGCUUGGGGAAUAGUCGCAUCCAAUCAAGAUGUUCAUCAGUCAAUCUCGUCAGAUGUGAUGACUUCACAUACUUCAUUUUGAAAAUGUUUGCUCACAGACAAAAGUUGUUCCAAACACUGAUGCCAAACAAUGACAGCAAUAGGAUACUAUGUUGAGACAAUAUAGUAUGGUUGUAGGAGUAUGAGUAUAGUAUGAGGAAAAACAGGUCUGUCUUAAGUUAAGUAAUGUGUCAAUUUUAUGAUACAGCAAUUUAUAAGCAAUUAUGCUAUGUCUUCCUCAGGUUUUGUGUGCCACUGCGGCAAGUUGUUUUGUAGUUUACAUCGCUACUCAGACACACAUGAUUGUACUUUUGAUUUUAAGGAGAAGGGACAGGAGGAGAUCCGUAAGAAUAACCCCGUAAUCAAGGGAGAGAAAAUACAAAAGAUAUGAAGUAGGUUGUCCCUUCCUGAUCCCCCCCGUCCCAUCCCGUUUCUUGAACCAGGGCAUCCCAUCCUGCCCAGUGGAACUUGUUGAUCCAAGGAUUUUACUCUUGGCGCUGGACAGAGGCUUAUCAGAGGAGUGCCGCUGUCUGUUGUAUUAUAUAUAUAUAAAUAGUUUGGUUUGUCUUCGGAUUUUAAAAUUGUUUUAUAAAUUAAAUAUGUGGUGAUUUGGGCAUAUAUUUCUGGAUGGUAACUUGUCUGAUGGAGUGAAAUUGUGUCAAGUGAUGGCAUGGAUGUGUCUGAGGCGAUUUAGAUGGGUAUGUCUAUAUUUACAUGGACCUGCAUUCAAAUAUAUAUAAACAUGCUUACGAUUAAGUUGAAGCAUGUUUCCGGAGCAAUUGGGCCUCAGUGAAUAUAAAGAACUGUACUAUUGCUAUGAUGUGGUAGUAUCUUGGUCCUACUGCUAACACUUGGUUUGUGCAUGCUUACAUCCAUAUUUGUGUGUGGGGCCAUUACUAAACAUGUUGGUGUUGUGGGUAUGGUACCAGCCUUUUGUAUGUAUGUGUGGCUUCAUCACAAAAAUUAUCCAUCUCUUUCUUAGAAAUUAAAACCAACUCAACUUGUGUUUUGUUGGUAAAUGAAAAAAACAAAGAACAUUUGAUAUUAAAAAACUUGCUCAAGGCUGCACUGAGAAAUCUUUAACUUACAGCUUUUUUUAAAGAGAUUUCAUUUUUGUGGUGACUCUUCAUAUAUUUGGCAUCUGUGAUAGCAGCGGGGUGUGACUGUUUUGAAUGUGCUUUGAGGUAUUAUAUCAUUAAUUGAUGAAUUGAAAGUGUUUGAGUGAGGUAUGAUGUGAUGAAUAAACAAGGAAUUUGAUAUAUUUGAGCUAUGAUGAGACCAUUUAUCCACCCAAGUAUGUUAAAUUUGUUAGAUGUUUAGCUAUUUGUGUUAACCUGUUUUAAUCAAUGUGGCUGAUUGCUCUAGAGGAUCAUGUCAACAACCGGUCUAUAUUCCUUGUGUGGCCUAGUAGGGUUUUUUUUGUUUGCCUUGGUCAGUUUUAAUAGUAUAGUUAAAGCCGCAAAAUUUGCAUUUGUUUUUAAUCUCCGUUUAUAUGCUGUAGUUCUUUAAAAAAUCAAACUAUUCAAUAAAUUUAAGUGUCUGGAAACUAAUUGAAAUUUACCUUUAAAGUCAAAGAUUAAUCAUCCCAGACUCUGUUAAUGCAUGUAAGCAACUUCCCUCCUCAAAGGGCCCCAAAACUUGAAGAAAUUUAAAAUAAGACACUGGUUAGUAAAUAAAAAAGUUUAUUUUUGUCCUAGGCAUCAACAAAGUCGUGUGUAUAAUACUAAUGUAUAGAAUUGUUUGAGCUGACAUUACAAAGCAUGCUGUUGUGUGUUUGACUGGCGGUCUGCCAUGUUAAUCUAAAAUAACCGAAUAUUAUAUACAGCAUCUGUGUGGAUAUUAAGACUUAUUGUACGUUUCAUUGUUUUUUUUCAUAUCUACUUGAUUUUCUCAUUUAUUCUCAUUUGUGGUUAGAGUUGAGUUUUAUAUCGUAAGUAACUUGAAGCUAUAAAUAGAAGGAUUAACUUCUGUGAGAGUGAGUCUUUAAAUUGAGCUUUAAGUAAACCUUUAUACCAAUAAUACUUAUAACAAAUUUAUAUUUUUAGUUUAAAAAAUAAAAUAAAUAUGAGUUGAUCUUUUGUUACUUCUUUUUUAUUUUCUCUUUUCUUAUGAGUUUUGGGAGUAAAAUUAGGCACCUUCAUUUCAAAGUGUAAGAUUUUCUUACAUACUCUGUAUUUAUUAGUUUUAGAAAGUUUUGAAAUAGUUUAAAUAAAUAAAUAGUUGUUUAUAAAAAGAUGGGUAAAUUACUUGUAUAAACUAUAUACAUAUAUAUAUAUAAAUAUUUUAGAUAUUUAAUUCAUGUCUAGGAGAUUAUUUUUAAAGCAUGUUAUAUGUUUUUAGUGGCCACAGUCGAGUGCAAAUGUAUAUGGCUAUGUCAGAUCCACUAAUGUCCUGUAAUGGGUUGGAUUUGUUGCAUAAAUAUCUGCAUAAUUGUUAGAAAGCAUGUACAGGGGUAAAAAUCUUGUAAAGGUAAAAAAAAAAAAUGGCAGCUGGGAACAUAUACCAGUCCUAAUACCUGACAAAUUUCUUAACUUUUUUAGUUGCUAUUCACAUCUGCUCAUGUAAACAUUUCUCAAUUACUUAGUAUUUUGUAGAAGUUAACAUUUUAUUUAACAUUAGAGGAGCAGAAAGUUUAUUUUGUUUCUGUAUUAUUUAGCAUUAAAAGAUUUGUAUAAUCAGAGCAUUACUACACAGCAGCUGGUCUUGGUAGCCUGCCACUAUGUUUGUUUUGUGUGAUGAUAGCGGCCAGCUUGUGUCAUUGUGUACCAUGGUCAAGUGUUUGUCUGAACUUUUCUUCCUUGCAUUUUAUGUUGAUAAUUGAUGAUUAAUAAAAAUGAUAAUGUGAAAUUAAAAAAAUAUUCUGAUGCAAUGCUAUUUA